Sphenostylis stenocarpa is the source of this 1284-nucleotide messenger RNA. The record is from the annotation of a GenBank genome assembly. NCBI's taxonomy places the organism in Eukaryota, Viridiplantae, Streptophyta, Magnoliopsida, Fabales, Fabaceae.
AUGGCGUGGCUGCUUCGUAACGCUAACAUUUCCCUCCUCAAACGUUCUUUCUUCCACUCCGACCUUCUUACGCGCUUUUGCUGCAAACCAGGACUAUUGGGCACGUCUCAAGUUUUGAGCUUUUCAACUCGUAAAAGGAGGUCUAAGUCAGAUGGAAGUGACUCAGGUGAAGAGAACAUGUGUAAGAAAGAUGUGGCCCUGCAACAAGCUAUUGAUCAGAUCACUUCUGCAUAUGGCAAGGGAUCUAUCAUGUGGCUUGGUCGUUCCGUGGCACCUAAAAAUAUUCCUGUGGUGUCCACUGGUUCUUUUGCUCUGGAUAUAGCACUUGGGGUUGGUGGUCUUCCAAAGGGGCGUGUUGUGGAAAUAUUUGGUCCAGAGGCUUCCGGGAAAACAACGCUUGCUUUGCAUGUGAUUGCAGAAGCACAAAAGCUAGGAGGCUACUGUGCAUUUGUUGAUGCUGAGCAUGCACUUGAUAAGACACUUGCAGAGUCAAUUGGUGUAAAUACUAAAAACUUGCUUCUCUCACAACCAGAUUGUGGUGAACAAGCACUUGGCCUUGUUGAUACCUUAAUACGGAGUGGUUCCGUUGAUGUAAUUGUUGUUGACAGUGUGGCUGCUCUUGUUCCUAAAGGUGAGCUUGAUGGUGAGAUGGGUGAUGCUCACAUGGCAAUGCAGGCUAGGUUGAUGAGCCAGGCUCUUCGGAAAUUGUGUCACUCCUUGUCACUUUCCCAGUGUAUAUUGGUUUUUAUAAACCAGGUGAGGUCGAAGAUAUCUACUUUCGGGGGAUUUGGUGGUCCUACUGAAGUUACUUGUGGUGGUAAUGCACUGAAGUUCUAUGCUUCUGUGCGGCUAAAUAUCAAAAGAAUUGGGUUUGUCAAGAAGGGUGAAGAGACUUUAGGUAGCCAGGUUCUUGUCAAGGUUGUGAAGAACAAGCAUGCUCCUCCAUUUAAAACUGCACAGUUUGAGCUUGAGUUUGGCAAGGGUAUAAGUAGAGAAGCAGAGGUUAUAGAGUUGAGCAUAAAAUACAAACUCGUAAAGAAGAGUGGUUCCUUUUAUGAAUAUAACGGCCAGAAUUUCCAUGGCAAGGAUGCUUUAAAGAGGUUCCUGGCAGACAGUGAUGGUAUACAAGAAUUAGCAUCAAAACUCAGGGAGAAGAUUCUUAAUACGGAGCCGGAACUGGACCCAGAGGAGGAGGCUAUGAUUGGAGAUCUUAUGGAACAAAUGGAAGAAAUGGUAUCAGUUGAUUCCACUGACGAAACUGCUGUCGCUGCUGUUGAAGCAUAA